This is a messenger RNA of Eremothecium cymbalariae DBVPG#7215, 1470 nucleotides long. RefSeq names its product type 2C protein phosphatase PTC6 (gene PTC6). The record is from RefSeq and is a predicted model, not a curated record. Gene Ontology annotation, biological process: protein dephosphorylation. The coding region runs from base 1 to 1470 and encodes 489 amino acids. Gene Ontology annotation, molecular function: protein serine/threonine phosphatase activity. Lineage: Eukaryota; Fungi; Ascomycota; Saccharomycetes; Saccharomycetales; Saccharomycetaceae. The transcript has a single exon.
AUGGGAAAGUCCCAACCCUAUAUUCAUUUAAAACCUAGUAACUUAAUUGGUAGCCGUUCUAGAAAAAUAACCGGAAAUGUAGUGUCGUCAUUGCAAAAUAAUAGGGAACCAGAAGGUGCAAGUAGUGGUAACUCACAUAUGUUGAGGAUUAAUUUGAAUAAGUUUCCUAGCUUUAUAGGGCAUUGUUCUAGCCGGAUUAAUAGAAGAUAUAACGAAGAUGCAUAUUCUAUGAAUGUGUUGAAAUUGCCAAAAAGGGUUGAGGAAGCUGCAUGCAUAAAUUCAAAGAAUGUGAAACGGAAAGUGCAGCAUUGGAACACAAAGCUGUCAUUGGACAAGUCAGUGCUCAAUGUUUCUAUCUUCGAUGGUCACGGGGGGAGUCGUGUUUCCAAACUUCUAGCAUCGGAUUUGGAUAGAUGGAUAGCCAAUACUUAUCCUUCCAAGAAGGAGUUUGAGUCCGUUUUAAAGGAUUAUAAGAGAUUGGUUGGUGGCCAGUAUUGGAGCACCAUUUAUGAAAAACGAGCAAAAUUUUAUAACAAAUUCAUCCAGACAUGUAAUACGAAGCAGGAACAGGUUUUACAACGGGGAGAUCAGACUUCAGGCUCCAGAAUUAUAUUUGAUAAGUGGGGAAAUGUGAUUGACAAGACAAGUUUGCUUGACGAAUAUGAAAGACUAAGGAUUUAUCUUGCUUUUCUUAAACAUGAUUUGGAACAAGUGUGCGGGUUCAAUUCUACUUUAAAAGAUGGGGAGGAAGUAGAGAAGCUCUUCAGUGGAGGAUCGACUGCUUCAAGUAUUUUUCUUACUUCUUAUGACGAAGCUUACUCCUACGACGAAUCUUUUUUCGUUAAUCCAGAGAGUUUAUUAAAACUAAUUGUAACUCAAGUUGGCGACACUAAGGUUAUACUCUGUGACAAAAACGGCAUUGCCCACCGCUUGGUGAGAGUGCAUCAUCCGAAUUCUUCUCGUGAAUCCCGCAGGCUUGGGGCUAAUUUUCAAACAGAUUCCUUCGGAGAAGUGAGGUUCUUGAAUAAUUUUGCAAACACAAGAGCCUUUGGUGAUCGCAUGGGGAAGAGAGAAGGACUAACAUGUGAACCAGACAUAUAUUCUUAUGUAAUUGGUUCUACAAAACAUCUACCGCGUUCCGAGCACUCAAAAUUACAAUUCGGAGGAGAUGAAUGCUUUAUCUGCUUAAUAACAGAUGGCGUUUCGGACUUAAUGGGUGAUCAAGAAGUAGUGGAUCUUAUAACAUCUACAGUUAAUAAUAGAGGCUUGAAGGUGGCAUCCCCGCAGUACUGUAGUGAGGAAGUGAUUCGUUAUAUUAUGGCGGUAGCGGGACGCAACGCUGAUAAUGCCACCUGUUUGUGCGUUAGGUUACCUAACUGGGGUAACUGGCCUGUGGUUGAUCGGACUGGUGCCAUCAGAGAGGAGAAACUUAUGUCUAGUUCUUCGGGGAGUGAAAGAAGUAACGUAUAA